This is a messenger RNA of Sphaerodactylus townsendi, 5864 nucleotides long. It is a transcript of the gene AP3D1, whose product is annotated as adaptor related protein complex 3 subunit delta 1. Bases 262 to 3921 code for a protein of 1219 amino acids. Gene Ontology annotation, cellular component: AP-3 adaptor complex; membrane coat; presynaptic endosome. Gene Ontology annotation, biological process: Golgi to vacuole transport; neurotransmitter receptor transport, postsynaptic endosome to lysosome; synaptic vesicle membrane organization. Lineage: Eukaryota; Metazoa; Chordata; Lepidosauria; Squamata; Sphaerodactylidae. The record is from RefSeq and is a predicted model, not a curated record. The transcript is spliced from 33 exons.
AGCUGACCGGCCGCCAUUUUGUCAACCGCCCCGGCUUUGCCCUGGGAGAAGUGCCGUGAGGGGAGGAAUUUGUGUGUGUGUCCGUCUCUUCCCCCCCCCGGGGAAUGUGAGCCGCGUCCGGCGCUUUCCCUUCCCCUUUCGUCCUCGCCGAGGCCUGGUGCGGCCCCUCCCCGGGGGAGCCCGCCCCUCCCCCACCCCGUGCCCCUCGCCCCCCUCCCGACCACCCCCUCCCUCCCUCCCUCCCUCCAACCGGCCGCCGCGAUGGCGCUGAAGAUGGUGAAAGGCAGCAUCGACCGGAUGUUCGACAAGAACCUGCAAGACCUGGUGCGGGGCAUCCGCAACCACAAAGAGGACGAGGCAAAGUACAUCUCGCAGUGCAUUGAUGAGAUAAAGCAAGAACUGAAGCAGGAUAACAUUGCAGUAAAAGCAAAUGCGGUUUGCAAGCUUACCUAUCUGCAAAUGUUGGGUUAUGACAUCAGCUGGGCUGCCUUCAAUAUCAUCGAAGUCAUGAGUGCAUCAAAGUUUACCUUUAAAAGGAUCGGAUACUUGGCUGCCUCUCAGUGCUUUCAUGAAGGGACGGAUGUCAUCAUGCUGACGACCAACCAGAUACGAAAGGAUCUCAGUAGCCCCAAUCAGUAUGACACUGGCGUUGCCCUGACUGGUCUGUCCUGUUUUGUGACUCCAGAUCUGGCCCGAGACUUGGCAAACGAUAUCAUGACGCUGAUGUCGCACACCAAGCCUUACAUCAGGAAGAAGGCAGUGUUAAUCAUGUACAAAGUGUUCUUGAAAUACCCCGAAUCCCUUCGGCCUGCAUUCCCUCGCCUUAAGGAGAAACUGGAAGACCCUGAUCCUGGGGUCCAGUCGGCGGCCGUGAACGUUAUAUGCGAGCUGGCCAGACGUAAUCCGAAGAAUUAUCUCUCCCUCGCUCCGCUCUUUUUUAAGCUGAUGACGUCAUCCACCAACAACUGGGUCCUCAUUAAAAUCAUCAAACUGUUUGGCGCACUCACUCCGUUGGAACCCAGGCUAGGGAAGAAGCUGAUAGAACCCCUGACCAACCUCAUACAUAGCACGUCAGCCAUGUCUCUCCUAUAUGAGUGUGUGAACACAGUGAUAGCAGUCUUGAUCUCUCUCUCUUCGGGGAUGCCCAACCACAGUGCCAGCAUCCAGCUCUGUGUGCAGAAGCUGAGGAUCCUCAUAGAAGAUUCGGAUCAGAACUUGAAGUAUCUGGGACUGCUGGCCAUGUCCAAAAUCCUGAAAACUCACCCCAAAUCCGUCCAGUCUCAUAAAGACCUCAUCCUCCAGUGCUUAGACGACAAGGACGAAUCCAUCCGCCUCCGCGCCUUAGAUCUUCUCUAUGGAAUGGUGUCGAAGAAGAACCUGAUGGAAAUAGUGAAGAAGCUGAUGAUCCACGUGGACAAAGCCGAAGGGACGACCUACAGGGAUGAGCUGUUGACCAAAAUAAUUGACAUAUGUAGCCAGUCCAAUUACCAAUACAUCACCAACUUCGAAUGGUACAUCAGUAUCCUGGUGGAGCUGACCCGGCUGGAGGGCACUCGCCACGGGCACCUCAUUGCAUCCCAGAUGCUGGACGUGGCCAUCCGAGUGAAGGCUAUCCGGAAGUUUGCCGUGUCUCAGAUGGCAAUGCUGCUGGAUAACGCUCACCUCCUGGCCAGCAACACCCAGCGGAAUGGGAUCUGCGAGGUGCUGUACGCCGCCGCCUGGAUUUGUGGCGAAUUCUCUGAGCAUCUGGAGGAGCCGCACCAGACCCUGGAAGCCAUGCUGAGGCCGAAGGUCACCACCCUCCCAGGUCACAUCCAGGCAGUUUACGUCCAGAACAUGGUGAAGCUUUACGCCUCCAUUCUGAACCAGAAGGAGGAAGCCGGGGAGAAGGAGGAGGCCCAGGAGACCACCCAGCUGAUGAUCGAGCGCUUGCCUCAGUUCGUGCAGAGCGCCGAUCUCGAAGUCCAGGAGCGGGCGUCCUGCAUCCUGCAGCUAAUGAAAUACAUCCAUAAGCUCCAGUUAAAGGAGGUGCCGGUCGCUGAGGAAGUGACCGCCUUGUUCGCCGGGGAACUCAACCCCGUGGCCCCCAAAGCACAGAAGAAAGUUCCGGUUCCGGAAGGUUUGGACCUCGACGCCUGGAUCAACGAGGCUCCUUCGGACAGCGAGUCCGAGGACGAGAAGCCCAGGACAAUCUUCCACGAUGAAGAGACGAGGCACUCGCGGCACCGACAGCCCGAGAUGGACGAGGAGGAGCUAGCCAGGCGUCGAGAAGUCCGGAAGCAGGAGCAAGCGAACAACCCGUUUUACAUUAAGAGUUCUCCUUCCCCACAGAAACGGUACCAGGAUGCCCCUGGCGUUGAGCAUAUUCCUGUGGUUCAGAUUGACCUCUCUGUUCCCCUUAAAGUACCUGGCAUGCCAGUGUCUGACCAGUACGUGAAGCUGGAGGAGGAGCGCCGUCAUCAGCAGAAGCUGGAGAAAGACAAGAAGAAGAAGCAGAAGCAGAAGAAAGAGAAGCGGGGCGGCAAGCACCGGCGCCACAGCUCCCUCCACACGGAGAGCGAUGAGGACAUCGCACCUGCCCACCAGGUGGACAUCAUCACAGAGGAGAUGCCGGAGAAUGCUCUGCCCAGUGACGAGGAUGACAAGGACCCCAACGACCCCUACAAAGCGCUGGACAUAGAUCUGGACAAUCUGGUUUCAGGGAGAUCUGGCAGGCCUUUAGCAGACAGUGAGAAGCUCCCCGUCCAGAGGCACAGGGACGCCGGCGACCUCAAGUCUCCUCAAGACGCAGAAGUCCCCCCCGUGGAGAAGAAGAGCAAGAAGCCGAAAAAGAAAGAAAAAAAGCACAGAGAGAAAGAGAAGAGGAAAGAGCGGGAGAGGAAAUCGGAGGAGGAAGACAAAAAGCCUGACGACAUGGACUUCUGGCUGUCAGGCUCUCCACCCCCUGCAGCAGCAACGGAGACUGAGAGCAAGCUGGAGGUGAGUGCGGAAUUGGCAGAACCUGGAGAACCGGAAGAGGGCAAGAAGGAAGGGUACGAGGAAGAGGCAGAGGAGGAAGCCGAAGGAAAGAAAUCGUCCAAGCACAAGAAGAAGAAGCAUAAAAAGGAGGAGAAGUCCAAGGACAAGAAGAAGUCCAAGAAGCACCACGGAGAGGAGCUGCUGCCGACAGAGUCUGUGCAGAAUGGGACCCUGGAGGAUGAGCCUUUGCCGCCAAUGUCGAGUUACCGUCUUCUUGCUGAAAAUGCAUAUAUUACUAUGACCUACGAUAUCCAGGGGAACCUACAGCAGGAUAGCCAGGUCACCGUCUCCGUGAUCUUUGAGAACAAGAGCAGCAGCUUCCUUAAGAGCAUGGAGCUCAACGUAUUGGACUCUCUGAACACAAAGAUGCUGCGGCCGGAAGGCUCCUCGAUACACGACGGCAUCCCCGUCCCUUUCCAGUUGCCUCCCGGGGUCUCAAAUGAAGCCCAGUUUGUUUUCACCCUUCAGAGUAUCAUCAUGGCCCAGAAGCUAAAAGGAACUCUGUCUUUCAUAGUGAAAGACGACGAAGGUUCAACUCACGAAAAACUAGAUUUCAAGUUGCACUUCAGCUGUGCCUCUUACCUGAUCACGACGCCGUGUUACAGCGACGCUUUUGCCAAGUUGCUGGAGUCGGGGGAUUUGCACGGCAGCUCAAUCAAAGUGGACGGCAUCACGUCCCCAUUCCAUCAUGUAUUGGCAAAAAUAUGUUUCUACCAUCACUUCUCAGUUGUAGAACGAGUCGAAGCCUGUGCCUCCAUGUACAGUCGUUCCAUCCAGGGCCAUCACGUCUGCCUGCUAGUGAAAAAGGGAGAGGAUUCCGUGUCUGUCGAUGGGAAAUGUGACGAAUCUACCCUGUUGAGCAACCUGAUGUCUGAACUCAAGGAGACCCUUUCAAAGUGCUGAGUCCUCUUGGAGAAACUGGCUCAACCCCCCCUGUUCUCCCCUCUCCCCCCUCCCCCCCCCAAACAACGAUAUCAGCUCAUGGACUGACCCUGGCCAAACAGUUUCUCCCCUCCUCAUCUCUCCUUUUGUGCGCAUGUACAAUGCCCGGGACAUGUGUGUGUUUCAGUUCCAGUGCACCCUGGGUUGUGUUCUCUUUGUUUUCUUUUGUUUUGUUGCCGUUUACAUGUCCUAGAACUGUACUCCCAUCACCACCCCCCACAUUUCACACUUUCAGACCACUUGCGGUGUCCCUUUCCAAACGACCAGUGAGAUCUCUGCCACCGCUGCCUCCCUGGCAUGGGCGAGCCGGUUAUUCGAGGCGUCAAGGGGUCCGUGCCAGAGCCCCCGUCUGCGACAGCAGUGGCCUCAUGGUGAAAACACUGGCCCGCAGCCUCAGUCGCCUUCUCGUGGGGGGGAGGGGGGGCCUUAUCUGCUUGAAUCCGUCGCAGUUCCUGGGAAGGAAAACCAGGAGGAUUCGCACACAGUUCAUCUCCACGGUACCCAAACUGGGUCUUUCCCCCCCGGAGGAAGCAUCCGUCGCUGCGCAUUCCCAGAUGGACCAGACCCCCCCCUCCCCCCCCCCCCCCCCCGCUUCGCACAGCGAGGCUCUGCUGGUGUGCUUUGCAAUGUCCACUUGAAAUAAUCACAUUCCUGGGGGAAAAUACGUAGAAUGUAGCAAAAAGACAACUGGAAUUCCAAAGGCUUCUUGUUUUCCGUUUUUGGUUCUAUUGUUCCUUUUUCCCCCCCUCCCCGCCACUUCCCCGGCUUGCUGCGUGAGGUUGACCACUACCGGGCCUAGACUGUCCCAACAAAUUGCCUCCUCUUUAGUGACGUGACCUCCGGGGCCGACAUUUUAAACGUACGAGGCAGCCCUUCUGGGGGGCGGAUUUGUGCUCAUCCUGUCUUCUGUGUUGCUGUGCCUCCGUCUUCCGAACCCAGGAGGGGCCAGAUGUUCAAAACGAUGGAACGGCGUCAGGUACAGACAGGUGGACAGCUUGAAAAGCGAGGACAGCUUGAAAACUCUAACUUUGGCUGGAAACUUUAUUCUCUUCCCCGCCCUCCCCCCUCCCCCCGGCCCUUUUUCUACAAACCUAUUUUUUUUGUCCCCUGAAAUUGGGACUUGUUAACGGUUAUUUAUUUGAAACCUUGGGUGGAGAACAGCUACAAAUGAAGUAAAGCUCGCCAUUAUGUCAGCACUUAACAUUUCAGGACGCAUCUGUCGCUGUCAGUAUGUCAGAGGAGGUCCCCUGGUUUAGAAAUUCAGUAUGGGAGGGGGAGAGGGGCGGAAAAGAAAACAGCUGGAAGGAAGCAUGGUUUCAUCAGCUGACUUGUGCUUCUGCUUCAAGACACCUGGUACCUCAAUACACCUCUCUGUGGCUAGGGGUAUUUUCUUUUCCCCCUAAUAAAAGAAAUCAACUGUGGUGUGUCAGCUGUUUAUACGACUCUCCGAUGGGACUUGUCACAAGAAUCUGGGCCUCUUCCCCUUCCUGCAGUACGUUGUGCUGCUUUCGAUGUAUUUUGGGCAGCCCUGCAGAGGAAUCAGUUGCGUUUCACGGGCAGCGCGUUCUUGUUCAGAAUCGUCAAAAAAACUACACGCUCCUUGGAAUUAGUGGAUUUAAAUAUAUAUAUAUAUAUACAUAAAUAUAUAUAUCUAUCUUCCUGGAUGAAAAAAUGUCACUUUAGCAUGUUGAGUCUGUUCUCUUACAGAACCCUGUGCGGUGAUCCUAGAAAAAUUUUUUCUGAGAGCUCAGUAUGAAGUGUUAUAUUUAAAAAAAAGAAAAAAAACCUUAUUUGCUAUCAACAUUCCCCUAAAAGAGAAGAGAGAAGGAAAUAAAACACACACAUACCACGAAGCUGCUGUAAUAAAUUUUGUGUGAAGACGAUCCAAUAAAAUUUCAAAUCUA